Messenger RNA from Syngnathus acus (greater pipefish), 4112 nucleotides. It is a transcript of the gene ell2, whose product is annotated as elongation factor for RNA polymerase II 2. Bases 16 to 2022 code for a protein of 668 amino acids. Gene Ontology annotation, cellular component: transcription elongation factor complex. The record is from RefSeq and is a predicted model, not a curated record. Gene Ontology annotation, molecular function: cis-regulatory region sequence-specific DNA binding. Lineage: Eukaryota; Metazoa; Chordata; Actinopteri; Syngnathiformes; Syngnathidae. Gene Ontology annotation, biological process: transcription elongation by RNA polymerase II; positive regulation of transcription elongation by RNA polymerase II; snRNA transcription by RNA polymerase II. The transcript is spliced from 12 exons.
GAGUCGGUGUGCUAUAUGCUCCUGCCUCAGAGGGACGAUGGUGGAGGCUUGCUAAACAUGGCGGCGCUCUCCGAGGAUGGGAGCUACGGAUUAAAUUGUGGCCAACACAGCGCAGACCGAGUUACCGUUCUGCAUGUCAAAUUGACCGAGACAGCACUGAGAGCGAUCGAAAGUUACCAAAAUUGCACGAAUGUAUCCUCUUUGCGGCCAACAAUACAAUUCAAGGGACUCCAAGGGCGCAUUAAAAUCCCCAAGACAGAUUCUUCCUCUGCCUCCCACAAUUUUGAUUUCUACCUGUCUAACGUCGGCAAAGACAACCCUCAGGGAAGCUUCGAUUGCAUCCAUCAAUAUGCUUCAAGCUCAGGGGCCUCUCACCUGGCAUUAUUGGCGACAGUACAGGACAAGGUCACAGUAUGCGCGACCAAUGACUCCUACCAGGUGACCCGGGAGCGUAUGACCCAGGCUGUGGAGGACACGCGUGAACGUGGGACCAAAGUCAUCAAACCUGGGGGCCAGUACAGAGGUAAGCAAGUACAUGUCCGUAAACCAGCACUGUCGACACCUGAGGUGGUCCCGGAGCGCAAGCGGUCGACGCCCAUCAACCCAGCCAAUACCAUCCGCAAGUGCCUUUCCAACAACGCUGUCUCCCAGCGACCAUUCCGCGACCGUGUGGUUCACCUUUUGGCGCUCAGGUCCUACAAGAAACUGGAAGUGCUUGCCCGUUUGCAGCGGGACGGCAUCAACCCGAAGGACCGCAACUCCUUGGGGACCGCCCUGCAACAGGUGGCAACCCUUAACCCCAAAGACAACACAUAUUCACUGAAGGACUUUAUUUAUCGUGACGUCCAGAGAGACUGGCCUGGCUACUCUGAAGAUGAGAAGACCCAGGUGGAGCGUAUCUUGACUCGCAAACUAGGUCUUCCUACUGAGGCACCCUCCUCAAACAGCUCUCCCAAAGACAGUUUAUCGUCAUCCCCUCGGAAGCGCCAGCCGGAUUUUGACUUUAUCGAUCCUUUGGCGCCAAAGAAAGCCCGUAUCUCCCACCUCAGCAACCGUGGGCCGGCCGCAUCUCUUCCCUCAUCCUCGGAGCGCCGCGAGGACGAGGGAAGCCCCAGCGCCAAAUGCUCUUCUCUGCCCUCCAACGUCAUCUUGGGCCCGCCCAGCCAUCUCCCGAUUCCCUCUCACCCUCCAGCGCCCUCUCACCAGCAGCCCAGCCCAGCCUCCAGCUCCAACUCCCCCAGCACCCCGGAGGGCUGCGGCACCCAGGACCUGCCUGUGGACCAGAGCUCCUCCUGCCGGGACCCUUCGCCAACUUCCUUGCCAUCCGAUCGAGUCCCGUUGCAGCGUUAUCAGCCGCCGAUCCCGGCGGCCUCGCCGAGCCCUCCGCCUCGCACCUCGCUCACUGUAACCUCCACUGUGAUCAGCAGCCCUCCUUUGUCGGCCAGUGAUGGCAAAAAGUUUAAGAAGAAGUCCAAAAAGCACAAAGACAAGGACCGACAAGGGAAAUGGACAGAAAAGGGCAGCAACAGUUCUCUAAGCGUAGUCGAGCAGGCUACGGAGAGCCCCAAAUCGAAAAAGAGGCAGAAUGUUGAGGAUGAAAGAAGAGAUGUUCACACACAUCAAGACUACCCAGAAAAAGACAAGAAUCCGGGCCAAUCUACUGUUUUCGAAGUGCCUGACUAUGAAAUAAAGUACACAGCACUGGUGUCCACGGAGCAGCGACAGCACUACAAGGACGACUUCAACGCCGAGUACGACGAGUACCGUCUGUUGCACGCCCGCGUGGAGAAGAUCACCCGCCGCUUCACGCUGCUGGAUUCCAAGUGCCGCAAGCUGGCACCGGGCACCAAAGAUUAUCAGAAGGUGCAAGAUGAAGUUGUGAAAGAAUACAAAAAGAUGAAACAACACAGCCCAAACUACCACGGGGACAAACAACGCUGUGCGUACCUGCACAACAAGCUGGCGCACAUCAAGCGGCUCAUCGCGGAUUUUGACCAGCGCCGAGUCCAAACUUGGUGCUGAGAGUCCUCUCGCCACAUCAUUGAUCAGUAUUGUGAAUGGAAUGUCCAUUCGGGGGGAGGGGUCCAACUGGGUCUUAUUUAUUAACACCCCCACGGUUGGUGCGUGUUCCGCCCUUCCUUAUUCACUCUUAUACCGCUUUGCUUCGUUCAUUCCUUCCUCUUGCCAGCUUUCAUUCCACAGGCUGCAUUAUAGCCUGAACUGUUCCGAGUCCCAAUUUUAGCCCUUCUGUUUUGGCCCCCUUUUUUUUUUUUUGGUUCCCUUUUCGCUUUCAGAGGCGGGGCAACAUGAAAAGCGAGUGGGUUUGGGAGGACUUUUCAUCUCUUUUCUUUCGAAAAAACUUCAUCGUGAAGCAAUUAGAAGUAUUUUUGAGUUUAAGAGAAACUAUUAAGUUGUAUUUAAGGAAAAUAAGAUCUAUUUAUUUUGGGACUUGUAGUGCAAGAGUCUGCAGAUUGUUUAACUUUUGGUAAGCCAAAAAAAAAAAAAAAAAAACAGUUAUGGGCCUUAUGUUUUGACAUUGUGAAGCCAUUUUGCACAUAAGAUCCAGAUAUCAUCUCUUGGCAAAAAUGUCUCCUCUCCUGCCUCACUGCUGUGUUCUCAUGCUGCUGGAGGUCACGUGGUGGGGGGCCGAGCGCGAGAACCAACAGUAAGGAUGCGAUAAGAGGAAAUUAAGUGAGCUGUUGUCUAUAUGGAUUGUAAAUUGUUCUGGCCAUAUGGGGUGUAGAGAGGUAACUAAAGGUAAAGACCUCUAGGGGACAGUGUCCCCCCCUGCACCAAUAGUGUUGAUGUCAAUGGUGCAUUUUGGGUGCCUUAAGGUGUUUACGCUGAAUGUUGGUGUAGGUUCACCCUUUUGGUGCGUAGUCUAUACGAAGGAACACAACUGCCUGGCAAAAGGCUGUGCGUGUGUUUGUGUGUGUGCGUGUGUGUUUGUGUGUCGGAAGCUUAAAAAGAAGGGAUGUGAAGCAUGGAAGGUGUGUUACAGACUGUGCGCGUGCGCGAGAGUGUGUGAUGGCAACAAAAAAUGUGUAAAAAAUGAGUAAAAUUUAAAAAAAAAAAAAAAAAAAAAAGAAACUUGGAAAACUGAAAAUGAGACGAAAAAAAAGCUGCUACCUUGUUUGACUAGCCAGAGCACUCGGGAUCAAUCUGGCUGGAGUAACAAAUGAGACGUUUGUCGGUUCUGAGUUGCCUUUAGUGCUGUCAUCCACCCGAGGGACAAAUAUGUAUUUUCAGGUCAAAUGUAUUUUGAGUUCUGCCGAGCAUUGAUGCUUAUUAGUAGUAUUCAAUUCGUGCAUUCUAUGAAAAGUGAAAAUAUAUAUUUUGAGACUUUGUUAACAAGGGAAACGUUUACAAAAACUGUUCAAUUCUUGAUAAUUAAACACGUUUCUAGUACACUUACGUGAAGUAGGAUUUUAUGAUGGAUAAAAAAAUAAAUGAACGUGGGCCCCCUAUUACAAAAAAAAAGUUGCAUUAGUCUGAACCACUUCAAUGCUUAAAAUCUAAAACUGUAUUUUCUAGACUACCUGUCAUUAAUGGGUCAAUACUUUUCUCCACCUAAACACAAGUAAUGAGAGGAAUUCAAGUCACUCUUAGAACUGGCACCACCCGUAAUUGCGGUCAUUAACCAAUCAUGGGACGGGUCAAUUCAACUCCUUUCUUGAAAGUAAUCAUAAAAAAAAUUGGCAGUCCAAAUCUUCCUCUUCCUUGUUUGUGAGAAUAAGUGGCCAUUUUGUGCAGACAGAAGACUUGAUUCAUUUGAAGAUUUGAUUUCAUUCUACCGGGUCCACUUGAAACAAUGCGUAAGCAUAGGCCUUUACAUUCUGAACACUUAUGUCGCCCCCGAAACCAAAGAGAUACUUUCAUAAAAAAAAAGAAAGAAAAAAAGCUUGGAAUGUUCUCAUUUUAUGACUUAUUGUUUGAGGAGGGAGUCAUCAAGUCUUAAACGAAAUAACAGAAGAUUAAGCAAUGCCCUGGCAGUAUUCAGCCAUGGUUUGAAAAAAAACAAAAAACAAGUGUAUUUGGAAUGAAAUGCGAUCCUGCUCAGCUGAAAAUGUACAAGACAUUUCAAUAAAAUCCACUUGGUUUUUACAAACAUU